Messenger RNA from Striga asiatica, 2646 nucleotides. The record is from the annotation of a GenBank genome assembly. Lineage: Eukaryota; Viridiplantae; Streptophyta; Magnoliopsida; Lamiales; Orobanchaceae.
AUUUCUUCCAACAACCUACUAUCUUCUUCUUCCCCAAGUCGCCACCUUGGCUGUUGCCCGAUUUUCACCGGCCGUAACUUUUCUUUCACUCUCUCUUUUUCUAAUUGAUUUUUAUUUUGUUUUGUCCCGUAUUUUUUGCCCCUGCUCCACAUUGUUUUUUGUUCGGGAUCGGCUUUGACUUGUCUAGCCGCCGUCUGAAAGGGAGGACACCUUGAGUCACGACUGAGCUACGAGAAUCUAAACUUCGAGUAUUAGUUAGUCCGCUUGGUCGAUUCAUGUUCAGCUGAGAUGGUACAAAGAGAGGUCAUAAACUAGUUCGAAUCAUGGCUGGCACGGCAAAGUUGUUGGAAGGAUUUUUGUGAAGAAAUAGAAGAGCACUACAUGGAAUCACAAUGAUGGUUUCACGUUUAGUUUUUUGUUGAUUUUAUUAGAAAUCAAGGCCUUUGAUGGCCGGCAAUCCUCAGUCCCAACAUCGUUGUGUUUUUGUUGGUAAUAUCCCCUAUGAUGCUACUGAAGAACAACUUGUUCAAAUAUGCGAGGAGGUUGGGCCGGUUGUUUCCUUUAGAUUAGUUAUUGAUAGAGAUACUGGAAAACCAAAAGGUUAUGGGUUUUGUGAGUACAAGGAUGAAGAGACUGCUCUAAGUGCUCGUCGUAAUCUUCAGGGUUAUGAGAUAAAUGGUCGACAGCUAAGAGUUGACUUUGCUGAGAACGACAAGAAUGCUGAACGGAAUCGUGAACAGGCUUNGGGCCGUGGUGGUCCUGGUGUUCCCUCAAAUGUUGAUGGUUUAAAACAGUUGGGGGGUCCAGCUGGACAAUCAAGUCUUCACCAGCCAAUGGGGGACUCAGUUGCUGUUGCUGCUGCAACUGUUAUGGCAGGAGCUCUUGGAUCUGGACAAAGUCAGAUUGGACUUCAAAGUCAGCCCGUGUUAGGAGCUGAUCCUCUGACUCGUCAUUUGGCCAAAUUUUCAAGCAGGCAGCUGAUAGAGGUUAUGUCUGCAAUGAAGGUAAUGGCUACAAAAAAUAAGGAACAGGCACGGCAGCUCUUACUUGCCAUCCCGAAUUUGCCUAAAGCUAUUUUCCAGGCCCAGAUUAUGCUUGGAAUGGUGUCCCCUCAAAUGUUGCAGAUGCCCAAUAUCCGGCAAUCCUCUACUCAACCACUUCAGCCUCUCGUGCAAAGUGGGCAAACUCUUCCUGGACUUCCCCCACUUCCCCAGAACAAAAUUCAGUCCGUUUUGCUGCCUUACGCCCAGGAAAAUCGAGUUUUGACUGGUGUACCAAACCUGUAUGCUUCAAUUCAGCAGUUUCCAACACAACCUCAAAUUCAACGUCCACCGUUGGUCCAGAACCAAGUGUUACGGCCUCAGAAUGCAGCCCCACAUCCUUCUCUUCUUGUAAAUCCGCAGUUGCAGGCUGCAGGCUUUCAGCAACCUAGCUCCUCAAUGGCGUUCACCAUGCAUGAAAAUUUGGAUCUGAAACGACGUGCUUCGAAUGUCAUUGGGCCUUCAAGAGUUAGUGACACCAUAGACCAAGUUGAUAGUGCAUCAAAGUUGGUUAAAUUGAAUGGCGGACAAGCCAUCCCUUCUUCUCAGUCUGUAAACAUAAUCACACCAUUUUCGAGAGCAGAAGAGACUCCAAACUCUAAGAAGCAAGCUACACAGUUACAAGUCCUGGCCGAUGUUGACCCAGCCUUGCUUCAGCAAGUUCUGAGCCUAACGCCUGAGCAGCUUAGUUCCCUGCCGCCAGAUCAGCAGCAGCAAUUGAUCCAACUCCAGAAGAUGCUUCGGCAGGCAACUCACAUAUAUCACUGCAAGAUGGACAUUUUGGACAAUGAAUACAAAAACUACUGGGAAACAAAUAUGUUCCUGCAGUCGGAAGAGCUCGACAGUUGUUACCUAGAAGAGGCUGCCUUCUCGGGCUAUUACGACUCGAGCUCUCCCGAAGGAACGGCUUCCAAGAACAUAGUCUCCGAGAGGAAUAGGAGAAAGAAGCUCAAUCAAAAGCUGUAUGCGUUAAGAUCUGUGGUCCCCAACAUCACUAAGAUGGAUAAGGCGUCCAUCAUUAAAGAUGCGAUUGCGUACAUCCAAUCGCUGCACGAUGAGGAGAACAAAAUUAAAGCUGAAAUUUCGGAGUUAGAAUCAGCAGGCCAGCUGCCUUAUUCAUCCGACUGUUGGAAUAAUAAUAAUAAUAAUAAUAAUAAUAAUAAUUGGUCUAAUAAGCCAGUUAAGAGAACCAGAGUUGACGGUAAUAGCUCUAAUUCUUCUGGCUCGGGAUUGGUCCACGUGGCAUCUCCAAUUGAAGUUCUUGAGUUGAGAGUGUUGACCAUGGAGAAGGGGAUUGUGGUAGUGAGCUUGACAUGUUGUAAAAGAUCAUCAGACACAAUGGCUGAUGAAGAUGAGAAAAAUGUGGCGAGAUUAAAGAUAGAAGAUGCAAUAGCAAUUAUGAAUGGCCCAGACAGCCCUAUGAGCAUAUAAUUAAUAAAAAUAAGUCACUUUUUUUUUUUAUUACCUAUAAGUUCGUUAAGCAGAAGUUUUUCCACCCCAAUUGAAAAAAAAUAUAAUAUACCUUGCCUAGUUUAUUUUCUAAAUUUAAUUUUUGUUAUGUUCGUAAAUUAAGUAGUACAUUCCACUUUUAAUAAAAGGUGUUAGA